Messenger RNA from Phaedon cochleariae (mustard beetle), 2610 nucleotides. The record is from the annotation of a GenBank genome assembly. Lineage: Eukaryota; Metazoa; Arthropoda; Insecta; Coleoptera; Chrysomelidae.
GUUAGUAACUAUCGUGUGAAUUCCACCUUCAGGUUUGUUUUUUGCCAUUCUGGGUCAAAUCAUCUAAUGUAAGCACUAGAGGUUAUCAUCAUGAAGAUCGCAGAACUUUUCAAUUCGACCUUGUGAUCUCGCCAAACAAAAUUGACUACAUUAAAACAACAUCGCUGGCCAGUUCCAGUCCAGUCAGUUAUCAAACUGCCACACAAACGUCCAGACAUGAUUCGUGUUUGCUUGUUCACCUUCACUUUGUUGAGGCAACUGUCGUCUAUCCACACCGAAGGAUGUGAUUCCUUCAAAAACACGAACGUAAGUGUCAGUGACGGUAUGAAAAAUGAAUAUUAUUACGUAGUGAACGGUUGUCUUGAACCCAAGAUAUUCGAAGGUAAGGAGAUCAGGAAAGUGUACUUCAUAAGUGAAAUAACGCGGCUGGGCAAGGAUUCAAUAAGGGAUCUGCCGAAACUGGAAUUGAUAGUGAUAGUGGCGAAUAGAUUGGAGAUUAAACUCGAGCCGCAAGCCUUCAGGAAUGUGACGAGCCUCAGAACGGUAACAAUGGAGAUGAACAACCUCAAGGAGAUACCAAAAGACGUUUUCAACUUAGUUCCCACCAUCAGAAACCUUCACCUAGCCAAGAACAAGAUCGAUUUCAUUGCGAGUGGAGCCUUUUCCAAUAUAAAGUCCCUCAUAUGGAUCGACUUGGCCGACAAUGCGCUUUUAUAUUGGAACAGGGACUGGUUCGAAAAUUGCCCCCAUCUACAAGCCAUCAAUUUCAACAGCAACAAAAUCUCCAUCAUCCCGAGAAGAGCGUUCGCAUCGCUACCGAAGCUCAGUGUCAUCGAUCUCGGAGACAACAAGAUCACCACCAUCCAACCAGAAGCCUUCCUCAACGUGGAAAGCCUCAGUUAUCUCUACCUACAAGGCAACAGGCUCACGGUGCUCGAUGAACGAGCCUUCCCUAACGAAAUCUACAUCGAGGUGCUGUAUAUUAACACCAACCGUCUCAACUACUUGCCAGACAAGCUGCUGAAAAAGUUGUCUGUCAGUGAAAUCAUAAUGCAUCAGAACCCUUGGAAGUGUCCAUGUAUGCAGCGGAUACAUGACUGGCUGUACUUCACCAACGGCAGCAUUGGGAUAUCGGAGGUCAGCAACUGCAAAACACCCUAUGACCCAGUUUGCGUUGUUCCUCAAGGUAACACGUGCCAAGAGACCGUCGAGAAAGAGUUGACGCAGAGGUAUAUCGAGCAUUUGAAAACUUUGACUGAGAAAAGAACUUGUACCUAUUCGUUCUCUUAAACAGAAGUACAAUAUAUAGGCGAAUUUACAUCGGGAAUAUGAGAAUUUCGAGUGAGCCGUUGGGAGAAGCUUGUGUCUUUUCCUUUUUCUCCUAAACAGAAUACUAUAUACACGAAGGAACAUCGGGUAUAUGAGAAUUUUGAGUGAGCCGUUACGAGAAGCUUGUGUCUUUUCGUUCUCUUAGACAGAAGUACAAUAUACGCGAAGGUACAUCGGGCAUAUGAGAAUUUUUAGUGAGCCGUUGGGGGAAGCUUGUGUCUUUUAGUUCUCCUAGACAGUAGUACUAUAUACACGAAGGAACAUCGGGUAUAUGAGAAUUUUGAGUAAGCCGUUACGAGAAGCUUGUGUCUUUUCGUUCUCUUAGACAGAAGUACAAUAUACGCGAAGGUACAUCGGGCAUAUGAGAAUUUUUAGUGAGCCGUUGGGGGAAGCUUGUGUCUUUUAGUUUUCUUAGACAGAAGUACUAUAUAGACGAAGGAACUUGGCGCAUAUGAGAAUUUUUAGUGAGCCGUUAGGGAAGCUUGUGUCUUCUCGUUCUCUUAGAUAUAAGUACAAUAUACGCGGAGGCAUAUGAGAAUUUUUAGUGAGCCGUUGGGGAAAGCUUGUGUCUUUUAGUUCUCCUAGACAGUAACACUGUAUAGACGAAGGAGCAUCGGGCGUAUGAGGAUUUUCAGUGAGCCGUUGGGAGGAAGCUUGUGUCUUUUCGUUCUCUUAGACAGAAGUUCAAUAUACGCGGAGGUACAUAUAGUAGUGUACUAGGUAAUUCCUAAAUCUAUCCCCUCUCGUGAAGAUUGCAAAAAUCACAAAACUCACCGAGAAUUGGAUAGUGUGUAGACACCUCUUUGAUGUCGAAGAACAGCGGAUUGUCAGCCAGCGCCUGCCCCUUGUACCGGUUCAUCUUCUCGCUGACCUUGGAGAAGACGGUGGAGGCCUCGCUGUGCGUGGAAGAAGUGGGGAAGGGCCCCAGCGGCCUGUAGGGCGUUGGAAGGAACGGCGGCACGUGCAGCUCCACCGACGGCUCUGCGAUCAGCUGCGGUCUGGCACUGUUCCCUGGAGAAGAGGAAGGCUGUCGGGCCUGCUGAGGCUGCUGUGGCUGCUGAGGCUGCGGCUGCUGCGGCUGGUGAUAGACGAACGUGUAGGGGUCGGGGUUGUCUGACCAUUUUCCUUAAAAACGUCGAGAGAAUACUGUCUGUAGGUUAAUCGAGGAGGUGGUACAUUCAUUUUACUUGAUUUUUUGGGAUUUUUUCUCCAGAGUCCUACUGUUUUAACAGUAGAUCUACUGUUUUUGUGCCCGUUCUACUGUUCUCCUGUUUUUUUCCU